CGCCGCCACCAACACCGCCACCAUUCCGCCCCUACCUUCCCGUUGCCGGCGGCCCCCAGCUGCCACCAUGCAAGAGCUCAUCGCCAGCGUGGACCACAUCACGUUCGACCUGGAGCUGGCAGUGGAGCAGCAGCUGGGGGCACAGCCACUUCCCUUCCCUGGAAUGGACAAAUCUGGYGCGGCUGUCUGUGAGUUUUUUUUAAAGGCGGCAUGUGGAAAAGGAGGCAUGUGCCCAUUCCGACACAUCAGUGGGGAAAAGACAGUUGUUUGUAAACACUGGCUACGAGGACUGUGCAAAAAGGGAGACCAGUGCGAGUUUCUGCAUGAGUAUGACAUGACCAAGAUGCCCGAGUGUUACUUCUACUCUAAAUUUGGGGAAUGCAGUAACAAGGAAUGUCCAUUCUUGCAYAUUGACCCGGAGUCGAAGAUCAAAGACUGUCCCUGGUAUGACAGAGGCUUCUGUAAACACGGUCCCCUCUGCAGACACCGGCACACUCGGAGAGUCAUUUGUGUGAAUUACCUGGUAGGAUUYUGUCCAGAGGGGCCUGCCUGUAAAUUCAUGCACCCUCGGUUUGAACUGCCAAUGGGAACCACAGAGCAACCACCACUGCCUCAACCAACACAAACACAGCAAAAGAGGACACCCCAAGUCAUUGGAGUCAUGCAGUCUCAAAAUAACAACAGUGGGAACAGAGGACCCCGGCCGUUGGAGCAGGUCACCUGCUACAAGUGUGGUGAAAAAGGUCAUUAUGCCAACAGAUGCACCAAAGGACACCUGGCCUUUCUCAGUGGACAGUGAAGGAGCAGCAGGAAGGUGCAAGGGAGUUGUUACCACUGAGGAAAGGUUUCUGCCUAGCACAAUGUCUG
Messenger RNA from Malurus melanocephalus (red-backed fairy wren), 867 nucleotides. RefSeq names its product cleavage and polyadenylation specific factor 4 (gene CPSF4). The transcript is spliced from 8 exons. Bases 68 to 799 code for a protein of 243 amino acids. Gene Ontology annotation, molecular function: RNA binding; zinc ion binding. The record is from RefSeq and is a predicted model, not a curated record. Lineage: Eukaryota; Metazoa; Chordata; Aves; Passeriformes; Maluridae.